This is a messenger RNA of Acaulospora colombiana, 618 nucleotides long. NCBI's taxonomy places the organism in Eukaryota, Fungi, Glomeromycota, Glomeromycetes, Diversisporales, Acaulosporaceae. The record is from the annotation of a GenBank genome assembly.
AUGGCAUCCGAGCUUGAAGUAUUGAAACAGCGUAUCAUUGAACUUGAGGCUAAGAAUGCCGAGCUUGGGGCAGAAAAAGCUGAACUUUUAAAGCGGAUUAUGGAGGAGAAUACUAGACGUGAUAUUAUCACCUUCACGAAUCAGAAAUUCCUAUGGAUUUCCGAGGACUUCGACGCAGAGGAUCUUAAAUCGACUAAUAUAUCGCAGUCCGUCACAUUAAUCAGUCCAAAGUCCACAUUUCCAAACCUCGACGAUAGUGGCAACUCUUUAGCCUUUAGCCGGUUCACGCCAAUACCACCACGAUACUUGGAACUAUUAGAUUCUGAGAUUUUUUGCGAGACGGCUCCUUUAGAUUCAACGACUUCAGAAUUAUGGAAAAAGUUUGGAGAGUGGGCAGGUUUCGAGAAGUUCCAUCGAGAUCUUAAAGAUCAUCGCAAUACAUUAUGUGUAGUCUGCCCUCUUGGAACAUUCGAAGGUGGACAUCUAGCAUUUCCCGAGAUAAAGCUGUCGUUUAAGUCUCUUUAUAGCGGGCUAGUGUAUCUGGUACAUAUUCACGAACAGUUCAUAAUAUAUAUUUCUCUCAGAUUUAGAGCCUGCGAGACGAGGGUCACCAGCUAA